AUGGAGGCGCAGGGUGCUCGCAUCAUCACUGAUAUGCUUAAAGCACUGGAGUCUAUCAAGACAAGAGACUACGACACUAUCACAAAAGCACUCGAUGGCUUGUCUGGCAACAUUCGAGAAAUCGGUGCCCUCCUUGAGCGAAUGUAUGAGCAUUGCGACCCGAUGGUUUUCUUCUACGAGAUCCGCCCGUUCCUAGCUGGCAGCAAAAAUAUGGCAGCGGCUGGUCUGCCCAACGGUAUCUUCUACAACGAGGGGGACGGCCGUGGUAGCUGGCAGCAACUUCGAGGAGGCAGCAAUGGGCAAAGCUCACUUAUCCAAUUCCUCGAUAUCGUGUUGGGCGUUGAGCAUACCUCGGAAGGCAACAGCAAUCCGCAUGCCAGCAAAGGUGCUGCCAGCAAAGAAAAAGUGCCGGCUUUUCACGAGGAAGUCCGCAGCUACAUGCCGGGACCACACAAGCGCUUCCUUGAGCACGUUUCCCGUAUGGGUAGCAUUCGCGAGUUCGCCAAGUUACCGGCUUCUACAGUCGAGCAGGAAAGGUUCCGCGAAGCAUACCAAGUUGCGACCAAGACCAUGACUGAGUUCAGAAACAAACACUUGCAAAUUGUCACUCGUUAUAUCGUCCUUCCGUCAAAGAAGGCAUACAGCGGCGCCAAGGUCGACUUGGCAAGCACAUCUGCAGUCAAAGAUGAGCAGCUCACCGGCACGGGAGGUACGGCAUUAAUGCCAUUCCUCAAGCAAACUAGGGACGAGACUCUACAGGCUGGACAGUUGGAGAGAGAGGCACGAAAGUAA
Messenger RNA from Colletotrichum spaethianum, 792 nucleotides. Its product is annotated as indoleamine 2,3-dioxygenase. Gene Ontology annotation, biological process: 'de novo' NAD+ biosynthetic process from L-tryptophan. Lineage: Eukaryota; Fungi; Ascomycota; Sordariomycetes; Glomerellales; Glomerellaceae. The record is from RefSeq and is a predicted model, not a curated record. Gene Ontology annotation, cellular component: cytoplasm. The transcript has a single exon. The coding region runs from base 1 to 792 and encodes 263 amino acids. Gene Ontology annotation, molecular function: indoleamine 2,3-dioxygenase activity; metal ion binding; heme binding.